Fusarium coffeatum is the source of this 897-nucleotide messenger RNA. RefSeq lists its product as uncharacterized. Lineage: Eukaryota; Fungi; Ascomycota; Sordariomycetes; Hypocreales; Nectriaceae. The coding region runs from base 1 to 897 and encodes 298 amino acids. Gene Ontology annotation, molecular function: GTP binding; GTPase activity. Gene Ontology annotation, cellular component: endosome. Gene Ontology annotation, biological process: regulation of endocytosis. The transcript is spliced from 2 exons. The record is from RefSeq and is a predicted model, not a curated record.
AUGAAUAGACCGCGUCGACACUCUGGCGCGAGCGAGGAGAGCUCCGGUACAGCUCGCGAGCAGGUAGGCGACAGGAACACAGCUCUUAUCAGAGCAGAGCGACUGACUGUUGGCGAUAAAGGAGCUAGGGAGCAUCUUUGGGAUACGGCUGGAACAGAACGGUUUCGAUCAGUCUCUCGCUCCUAUUAUCGAGGCGCCGCGGGCGCUAUUCUCGUCUACGACCUGACCUCUCACGCAUCCUUCCGAAACCUACAACCUUUCCUCAACGACGCCCGAGCCCUUGCAUCGCCGAACCUUAGUCUUAUGCUCGUGGGCAAUAAAGUGGACCUUACAGAUACACUCGUCGAUACAAGCCUUCCGCCCCCGACACCGAAUAGCGUUCACUCGAAUUCAACUCUAACAUCUGGUAUGCUCGGCGCCGGAGGUAGCUCUUACACAAGUACAGCCACAACUCGAGAUCGAGGAACAUCCAUAAGUACAGGAAGUCAACUAAGGGCGACUGUGGCGCCAGAGGGCAGAGAAGUCACAAGAGCCGAGUCCAGUCGAUGGGCCAGCACGGCAGGAAUAUCAGUAGUAACCGAGGCGAGCGCAUUCAACGGCGAAGGCGUCGACGAGAUCUUCGAAAGACUAGCAAGGAUAAUUCUCACAAAGAUCGAGCUUGGCGAAAUCGAUCCCGAUGACCCUGCAAGCGGAAUUCAGUACGGCGACAGCGGUGGAUGGAACACAGCUAGUGACGGCGGCAGUAUUAAGAGUUCCAUGACAGGUGCCACCGUGGACGACGUUCACAACGGACUCAGGCGAAGGCGGAAGAAGAACAGAACACAGAACUGGGGACUACGAGAGUGGGAAGAAGUGUUUACACUCAGCAGUCGACGAAGAGGAGGCGGCUGUUGUUGA